AUUAUGAGACUUUAGUCGUUGAGUUGAUGGCAAGGCCCAAGGUGUGCGCAUCCACAGCGGAAAAUCUUUUGUGAACGAACUUCUCCCUCUCGGCGUCUCGUCAUGUACUGCAGCAGCCGCCUGCUCAGAUACAUUUUGUGUGUCAUCAGCGUGAUUUGUGCUGUGGGUGGCUGCCUGCUCAUCUGGUAUGGCGCCUGGCUGCUGGAGAGUCUCGAGGAUCAGCAGCGCGUCGGAGUGCUGGAUCAUGGCGAGCAGCUGGCCGCUGUGCUGUGCAUCCUCCUGGGCUGUGUCAUUAUUCUGACGAGCAUCUUUGGCUGUGUGGCUUUGGGCAGGGACUCCCGCACCAUGUUGAUUUGUCAUGCCGUGCUGUUGGUUGUGCUGCUCGUGGUGCAAUUUGUUUUCUUCAGCAUUAGCUUUGCGGCCAGUCGGGACACGCUGCCAGACACGCUGCGGCAGGGCUUCGAUGAUCUUUGGGAUCCGCAGCAUGCGGGGAAUAGCAGCCUGAACACCUACGAGCAGUGGCUACACUGCUGUGGCCGCAACAGCGCCGAGGACUACAUCCAUUUGGACAAGGAGCUGCCUGUGAGCUGCUGCCUCGAUUUGGACUGCACCAAGCCCUUGAAUCUCUUCAUGACUGGCUGUGAGCUGCAGUUCAAGGAUUAUCUCAGCGCCAAAACGGCGAAUUUUCAUUCGCUCAGUUGGUUUCUAAUGCUCACAGAGUUUGCUGGCUCCGUGACCACCUGCUACCUGGUGGACAGCAUACGGAACCAUCGCGAUCGUGUACGAUUCUAUAAUUAAAUCGAAUAAUUCUCGAA
Messenger RNA from Drosophila guanche, 815 nucleotides. RefSeq names its product protein late bloomer. Gene Ontology annotation, cellular component: membrane. The record is from RefSeq and is a predicted model, not a curated record. The transcript is spliced from 5 exons. NCBI's taxonomy places the organism in Eukaryota, Metazoa, Arthropoda, Insecta, Diptera, Drosophilidae. The coding region runs from base 103 to 798 and encodes 231 amino acids.